CUCAUCAUCUCUUCAGCUCACCGUCUGCUCCUGACUCAAACUCAUCAGCGACCCGUUUGAAGGUCCUGAAAUAUACGCCAACGAUACGCCCCUGCCUUUUGCCCGAACAGCGCAGAUUCGUACACCUUUGUCGUCCACUUUGGACCGCUUGAAAUCGCCUGAUCAUGUCUGACGCUCCUGGUGGGGGAGGAGGUGCAUACUCCUUCUCGCUCACUACCUUUUCCCCAUCUGGAAAAUUGGUGCAGAUUGAACAUGCUUUGGCUGCUGUCGCCGGAGGUGAUACAAGUCUCGGUAUCAAAGCUACGAAUGGUGUAGUUCUCGCGACAGAUAAGAAAGCCCCCUCUCUCCUCCUUGAUACUUCUGCUCUCGAGAAAGUCGCUCCCAUUUGUCCGAAUAUUGGAUUCGUCUACUCAGGCAUGGGACCUGAUUUCAGAGUGCUCGUUGCCAAAGCGAGAAAGAUUGCUCAGGCUUACUGGAAAGUAUAUGGCGAAUAUCCACCAACAAAGGUAUUGGUUCAGGAAGUUGCUGGAGUCAUGCAAAAGGCCACGCAGUCUGGUGGUGUUCGACCAUAUGGUAUCUCCUUGUUGAUUGCUGGCUGGGAUGCACACCGGGGUCAAAGCCUGUAUCAGGUCGAUCCCUCCGGUUCAUAUUGGGCUUGGAAAGCGAGUGCUAUUGGAAAGAACACGGUCAACGGAAAGACGUUCCUGGAGAAACGGUACAACGACGACCUGUCGCUCGAAGAUGCCAUUCACACUGCCCUUCUGACACUCAAGGAAGGCUUCGAAGGACAGAUGACGGAGAACACCAUCGAGAUCGGUAUCGUCACUUGUCCUACCGCUGAUCAGCUCGUCGAAAAGCCGGGAGAGAGAUUACCACCAACAUUUAGAAAAUUGACCGAAGCUGAAGUACGAGACUACCUGGCAUUGUAAAGAUGUGAUUAAAGACGACAUGGCAAGGCAUGCACUGGAUGAA
Kockovaella imperatae is the source of this 972-nucleotide messenger RNA. Its product is annotated as nucleophile aminohydrolase. The transcript is spliced from 5 exons. Bases 165 to 929 code for a protein of 254 amino acids. The record is from RefSeq and is a predicted model, not a curated record. NCBI's taxonomy places the organism in Eukaryota, Fungi, Basidiomycota, Tremellomycetes, Tremellales, Cuniculitremaceae. Gene Ontology annotation, biological process: ubiquitin-dependent protein catabolic process. Gene Ontology annotation, cellular component: proteasome core complex; proteasome core complex, alpha-subunit complex.